AUGGCCCCGAGGUCCAAAAAGAAAGCGCCCAACGGCCGCACGCACACCCGGCUCGGCCUCCGGGAAACGGUGCCGGUGCUGGCGAGCCCGCGAGGUGUCUGGGAGUUGGGCGAAAACUGCAGACUUGGAGACUCUUAUACCUCCGUGCAGGAAAGUUUCCGCUUUCCAACCCCCCUCCCCCGUCCCACUCCCCCCCCUUCCUCGGGGUCUAACAAUUCGUCCUCCCAAACCAUUCAAAAACGACCUGGCCCGGGCGGCCGGCCCCUCCGCCCGCCUCCUUGCUGCCCUCCCCCUUCCCUCUCCGCCAGGAGAGGGGCGAUUUCCUUCCGUGCCGUAGAGCUAGGGAGCGCCCCCGCACCCUAUCGCAGCGCCGGGAAACGGCCAGAGGGGACUGUGCUGGCCGCUGUAGCUGCCCCAAACGGAGUGGCUGUGACAGCAACGGUGGCAACAGCUUCUACGCAGUGGGUGAUGUCUCAUCCCUCCUCGGAUCCCUAUAGGUCUUUGGGGCCGGUUUGGGAGUCCUGGGCGCGGGGAAGAAGGGGUAGAGUGGCAAGAAAGUGUCAACCGCGGAGUCCACCCAGUGGUCAGGUAGAGGAACUCUUGGGGUCCCCAGGGCUUAACCGCGGCGGCCGGGGCUUAAGGUCGAGGGCGUUUCUGAGGACGUGGCUGCGUAGCAGGGGCUGUGGAGCUAUGCCCCGGCCUGCUCUCUUACCCCUCCGGGAGAAGCAUCUGGGCCCUCCUUUUCCCUCUGCAGUGACACAAUGUACAGCCUCUCUGUACCCAAAGGACUGCGCCUCUGAAAGUGUUAGAGGCAGAAGUUCAUUCUCUCCCCUACCCCUACCCACACAACGAGGGAAGCCUUGUCUUUGGGGAAGGAGCAAAGCUGGAGGAGGGCAGCACACGCCUUCACCGCGGCCCGGUUACCCGGCGCAGCAGCCCAAGGUGGAGAACCCUUUGACCAUUUCAUCCCCAUCGCACCGCCAAGUCAGUCUCCGCAUGUGACCUUGGAAGGAAAGUGCAGCCUGUCCAUUGGUAUCCCAUCUCAACUGCCAAUUAACUUUGUUGAUAUACAUGCCCACAACUUACUACAAUGAGCUGCUGGAAUAACUGAAAAAAUAAUGUAAGAAACGUACAGUCACUCAUAAGACUUAUCAAUGUUAGUUGUGCUGCCUAGUAAGCAUUUGUGUGUCUUUUAACCAUCCAAUGAUUGGUAAUUUAAAUACAAAUCGAACAAUUUUGAUGUUUUCCUAAUUAAAGUUCCCUUCAGAGACUCAUACCCUUUAUCUUUCUUUGCUGCUUCAGGGGAUCUUCUUUUCCUGAAGUUCAGAGUCCUAAUUCCAUUGUUUGGUUUGGUUCUUCCCUCAGAAAACAUGUUGUUUUUGCCAGUGACCACAAGAGGACACAAUUUCCCAGAGAACUUAAUUUAAAAAGCUCAUAGAAGAAAGCUAACAAAAUAGCAGAAAUACCACACAAUUAAUGAGUAUCACUUUGGAAAUGUUUGGUUGAUUUAUAUGAAUUUUAUUGAAUUUUAAAAACAAACAUGCUUUAUUAUUGAAGCUUUAGAUGUUUCUAAGAUACCAUUUUUUCCUUAUUUAGGCCCCAAAUAAAAGUAUACAUUUCUGAAAAUAUACAAAAAUGCUACUGUUGUAAUUCAAAUAAAAAUGUUUAUAAUACACUAGUACAAUUUUGUACAAAAUUCUUGAUGACAUAGAAUUUUAGUUAAUUUUAAAGUCAUGCUUGGAGAUGAAAAAUAAUGAAUAUUUCAAAAUGCAAUAGAAAGUUUGAAUUUUCAAUUUGGUUGUCUGGGGUGUUUUUAUAUAGAAAAUUCCACAGAAACUAUGUUUUGUAGUUUGACAAGUGCAUUUAAAUGUGUA
Molecule: messenger RNA, 1874 nt
Organism: Marmota monax (woodchuck)
Lineage: Eukaryota; Metazoa; Chordata; Mammalia; Rodentia; Sciuridae
Exons: 3
Coding region: 1-1002 (333 amino acids)
Source: RefSeq, a predicted model, not a curated record